AUGAGAGUCCCAGCAACGGAGCCAGUUAACCGGGACAGCCAGAAGGUGACGUACACAGCUGCUUGUGACUCCGGGAUCAACCAGGAUCGGGACCUAUAUGGAAUCAUGACCAACUCCUGUGUGCCAGGGGCUCACAUCCCCUCCUUCUUCCUUUGUCUUGGGCUGCUGCCGGUGGUUCGAGUGUCUGCAAGUGGUUACAAGACAUGCCCCAGCGUUCACCCUGACAUGCUCAACGUGCACUUGGUGGCCCACACGCACAAUGAUGUGGGCUGGCUCAAGACAGUGGACCAGUACUUUUACACACCCGAAAACCAUUUUGAGUGUGUGAUAAACAUCUUGAGCUCGGUGGUGAAAUCCCUUUGGGCCAAUCCCACACGGCGCUUCAUUUAUGUGGAGAUGGCCUUCUUCUCCCGCUGGUGGAAGCUCCAGGACAAGAAGAUGCAGAAGGGUGUGCAGGACCUCGUGCACCAGGGGCGCCUGGAAUUUGCCAACGGCGGCUGGGUGAUGAAUGACGAGGCGACCACGCACUAUGGCGCCAUCGUGGAUCAGAUGACACUCGGGCUGAACUUUCUGGAGAACACGUUCGGCAAAGAUGGGCGCCCCCAUGUAGCCUGGCACAUCGAUCCCUUUGGUCACUCGCGAGAGCAGGCCUCGCUUUUUGCCCAGAUGGGCUUCGAUGGCAUCUUCUUGGGGCGUGUGGACUACCAGGAUAAGAACAUUCGAGAAAGAACACAGCAAAUGGAGCAGGUGUGGCGGGGCAGUAUGAGCCUCCCACCUCCCACUGCUGACCUCUUUACCAGUAUUCUUCCCAAUCAAUAUGAGCCCCCAACUGGAUUUUGCUGGGAUAUAAAGUGCUUUGACUCGCCCGUGGUAGAUGAAAAUGACAGCCCAGCGAAUAAUGCAGACCGAGUGGUGACACAGUUCCUGAAAGUAGUCGCUGACCAGGCCAGGCACUACCGCAGCAACAACAUCAUAAUGACAAUGGGUUCAGACUUCCAUUAUGAGAAUGCUGAACGCUGGUUCAAGAACCUCGACAUGCUCAUCCAACUGGUCAAUGCACAGCAGGCCAGCGGGAGCCGAGUCCACGUUCUCUACUCCACCCCUGCCUGCUACCUGCAGGAGCUGAACAAGGCCAACCUCACCUGGUCGGUCAAAGAGGAUGACUUCUUCCCCUACGCCGACGGCCCCCACGAGUUCUGGACGGGUUACUUCUCCAGCCGGCCGGCCCUCAAACGCUACGAGCGUCGCAGCUACAACUUUCUGCAGGUGUGCAACCAGAUGGAGGCGAUGAUGGGACCUGCUGCCAACGCGGGACGCUUCGGCGCUGGAAACAGUGCGCCCCUCGUGCUCCUGAGCAAUGCUCUGGCCAGACUCAGCGGCUUCGAGCAGAAGUUCACGUUCUGCCACAAAUUGAACGUCAGCGUCUGCCCGCUCAGCCAAAAGCCUUCGAACUUCCACGUCCUCGUCUACAACCCCCUGGGGCGCCAGGUGAAUUGGAUUUUGAGGUUGCCAGUCAGCGAAGGCCAUUUCGUUGUGCUGGACCCUAAUGGACAGACUGUGCGCAGUGAUGUAGUACAGCAGCCACCCCUGGUCAGCACAACACACCCUCCUGAGCUGCUAUUCACGGUCUCUGCACCUCCUCUGGGAUUCAGCAUCUACUCUGUAACCCAAGGCCCUCUGAAGAGCCCUCCAGCUGACCUCACCAAGUCUGGCCUACAAAAGCCCCAGUCCUCUGACCUGGUUAUUGAAAAUGAGCACACCCGGGCUGUGUUUGAUGCCCAAACAGGGAUCUUAAAGGAGAUUGAGAACCUGGACCAGAAGCUUCUGUUACGAGUCCACCAGACCUUCUUCUGGUAUAACUCCAGCUUAAUCUCAGGAGCCUACGUCUUUGCACCUGAAGAUUUGAAUCCACUGCCCAAGAGUUUCUCACCUGAGACACACCUGGUGAAGACAGCCUUGGUGCAGGAGGUGCACCAGAAGUUCUCAGACUGGUGCUCCCAAGUGGUUCGUCUGUACCCAGGACAGAGACACUUGGAGCUCGAGUGGACAGUGGGACCAAUACCAAUGUAAGUGGGCAAUGGCUGGGGAAAGGAAAUCAUCAGUCGCUUUGCCACGGUGCUGAAGACAGGUGGGCGUUUCUAUACGGACAGCAAUGGCCGGGAGAUCGUGGAGAGGAGGAGGGAUUACCGGCCCACCUGGGACCUGAACCAGACUGAUCCAGUGGCAGGAAACUACUACCCAGUCAACAGCCGCAUUUACAUCACGGACGGGAACAUGCAGCUGACAGUGCUGACUGACCGCUCCCAGGGAGGCAGCAGCCAGAAGGAUGGAUCGUUGGAGCUCAUGGUGCACCGCAGAUUGUCCACAGAUGAUGGAAAGGGUUUGGAUGAGCCCCUGGUAGAGAUGGGUCCAAGCAGGGAAGGCCUGACUGUGCGAGGCCGCCACCUCGUGCUACUGGACAAGACCCAGAAUGCUGCCACCAGCCACCGACUGCUGGCCGAAAGGGAGGUCCUGGCUCCACAGGUAGUGUUGGCCCCUAGCGACGGCUCCCUCUCCUGCAGCAGCGGCAGCCCACUCAGAAAGGUGUUCUCAGGUCUGCGCAGAGAGCUGCCACCCUCUGUCCGCCUGCUCACACUGGCCCUCUGGGGGCCCAGGAAGCUGCUGCUGCGCUUAGAGCAUCAGUUUGCUGUCGGGGAGGGCAACCUGAGCUUGCCCGUGACCUUGGACCUGAGGGACCUGUUCUCCACCUUCACCAUCACUCACCUGCAGGAAACCACGCUGGCGGCCAACCAGCCUCGGGACUGCGUCUCCAGGCUCCAGUGGACAACAACCAAGGAUGGGAGCCAAGGCCCUGCCCUCCACACCCCUACCUCUUCCCUGGAUUCUGCUGCCGUCACGCUGCAGCCCAUGGAGAUCCGCACCUUCCUGGCCUCCAUCAGAUGGAAGCGUUCUGCACGUGUCUGCAGCGCCCCCCUCAAAGCCGACGCAUCCUCCCCUACAGGCUGGGUGAACCGCUGCCUCUCCAUCCUCCUGCUGUUGUUGUAA
Molecule: messenger RNA, 3045 nt
Organism: Echinops telfairi (small Madagascar hedgehog)
Lineage: Eukaryota; Metazoa; Chordata; Mammalia; Afrosoricida; Tenrecidae
Product: lysosomal alpha-mannosidase-like
Exons: 24
Biological process (GO): mannose metabolic process
Cellular component (GO): lysosome
Molecular function (GO): carbohydrate binding; alpha-mannosidase activity
Source: RefSeq, a predicted model, not a curated record